Botrytis sinoallii is the source of this 1716-nucleotide messenger RNA. RefSeq lists its product as uncharacterized. The record is from RefSeq and is a predicted model, not a curated record. The coding region runs from base 1 to 1716 and encodes 571 amino acids. Lineage: Eukaryota; Fungi; Ascomycota; Leotiomycetes; Helotiales; Sclerotiniaceae. The transcript has 3 exons.
AUGGACACGAUAAUGCAAAACACAAACGAUACUGUUAAACAACGAGUUCGUCACACAAGUAUUCUGAAUGAAGCUGCAGCUGCUCCAAAAACUGCUAUCACCUUUACAGAAAUCAUUGAAAUUUCUUCAAAUGAUGGAUCUUCUGAAGAAUCUAGCAACGGCGAUAAUGAUCAGGAGAGUGUUGACAGACAACUCUUCAAUAAUGCAAAGCAAUCCGAUGAGAAGCAACCUGGUAGAGCGGAUAACUUGACACCAGUUGAAGGGUUUGUGGAUAAAAGGGCAAUAAGAUCCAACCCAAGAGUUCAAGGGGGGAAGAUCUCAAAGACAAACAAGGAUGGAAAAACUGUCCAAAAGGUCGUUCUCUGCCGUCCAGAUUCGUCUGUUGCACCAACUAGACCAGAUCAACUUCAUCAUACAAAACCUCAAUGCAAGGAUGCUAAAUCAGGUCGAGGCCAAAUACCUGAAUAUUAUGGAUCAAGAGCAUCAAAAAGAGUCCACUAUUCUGAAAGAAGCUUACAUUCGCGGGUCCGUCCAAAACACAAAACCAAUCCUCAUGGUCACUAUUCCCAGCGAAAUCCGAAUCUCCCUUGUCUGCCCUUCAUACUUCAGAUAACAAUACUUCGAUCUUUGCAAACUGCAUUAGAGUCUAUGUGCUAUCGAUUUGUACAAAAGUGGCUUCCUAAGAUGCUGCUUGCGAACACAUGGGAAUGUCCCGAAAAUGUAGAGUUGAACUUAUGGUGGGGCGCAAUGAACGAGUGUCAGAUACCAGUUGAAGCCAUUGGUCGUGAAGCACGUUCUUCUCUUGGCUCCCUCUUUCAAAGGGUGACUGGGAUACGCCAUCUUGCGGUACAUAGACUUACACAGGUCGCAAUCGAUAGUAUUAAGGCAAUGAUUGAAGAUGCUCUGGAAAUCGCACACAUAUUUCGAGACGAUAUUUUCGUUCCGAAGUUUGAACUCUGGAAAGAGAAGAUCGAAUACUGUUUGGAGGUUGACCGGAAGGCAUCUGGUAGGCCAAUUAUGGUCCGUAGGCUCGAUGCUAUCAACGCUAUGAGAAAGGACAAUGCGAGUAAUCAGGAUAAGCUCCAAAAAGAGAUCUUUGCGCUGAAAGCCGAACUUCUGGAAAAAGAACAGAAAGUCGAGCGACUACAGCGAGAGUAUGUAGCUCUUGUGGCAAGUGAAACAGAUACCAUGGAACUUGCUAGAAAUGGCGGCAAACUCGGCAUUGAGGAAACUAAACAUCUUGGAGAUUUCAAAGCGCUCGAAGAAUGCUUUACGCUGAAUUUCGACAGGAAUGCACCUAAUCCUGAGCCAGCAGAAAACUUCUCAGGCAACCUUAUUAUGUUGUCAGCAGUCGGUUCACUGCCUGGGCCGGGUAGUAGCGGUGGCCCCAUAGCAAACUGGGGUAUCAGGCUUGAAGACAAUGCUAGGCUCAUGCCUGGAAACAGUAGGGUAGAUACAAAUGGGCCUAUAAACUGCCAGUCUAGUAUCCAUAAUCCCACUAUCUCUCACGGAACUGGUAUGAAUGGUCUGCCAUCGAGACCUGAACCUGUUGCUAGGAAUGCUUAUGGUACCCCGAUGAACGUAACUGACAGCCCUGGUUUAGGCCAAAGAACUGACAGUGGUCAAGUCUCUACAUCGCAUACCGGACAGCCAAUUCCUGCUGCAGCGGUCGUUGUUGAUCUCACGAAAGAUGAUGAUGAUAUUAUGGUUGAGUAG